Messenger RNA from Striga hermonthica, 633 nucleotides. The record is from the annotation of a GenBank genome assembly. Lineage: Eukaryota; Viridiplantae; Streptophyta; Magnoliopsida; Lamiales; Orobanchaceae.
AUGGCUAGAGCCAAAUCCGGCCGCCGUAUUCUCGACUCCUACACCGUCAAGCAUGUCGGAAAAACGAUCCGCGCCGGCGACUGCGUCUUGAUGAGGGCCUCGGAUUCGUGGAGGCCGUCGUACGUGGCGCGCGUGGAGAGGAUCGAGGCCGACAGCCGCGGCGCGAACGUGAGGGUCCACGUGCGGUGGUACUACCGGCCGGAGGAAUCGGUCGGUGGCCGCCGGCAGUUUCACGGAUCGAAAGAGCUGUUUUUCUCAGAUCACUUUGACGUUCAGAGCGCCGAGACGAUCGAGGGGAAGUGCAAGGUUCACAGCUUCAAGAGCUACACUAAGCUGGAUGCCGUUGGAAACGACGACUUCUUCUGUCGUUUUGAGUACAGCUCGUCCACUGGCGCCUUCAAUCCAGAUAGAGUCGCCGUGUAUUGUAAGUGUGAGAUGCCCUAUAAUCCUGAUGAUCUUAUGAUUCAGUGUGAAGCAUGCAGUGACUGGUUCCAUCCAUUGUGUAUAGGCAUGACCCAUGAGGAAGCCAAAAGACUAGACCACUUCCACUGUAUUGAUUGCUCCUCUGAAGAUCAAAAGAAACUACAUGAUAAUCACGUUUCUAUGAGACAGGCUGAUGUCAAGGUAAGUUGA